AGAGGAUUAGAUAGAAAGGAAUAAAUUAAAAAAAAAAAAAGGGAGAGAAAGAGAAGGAAAACCCACCUCCCAUUUUCCUCUCUUCCCUCUCCACCCAUCAUCAAUCCCUCCUCCUUCCUCCUCCUCCAAUGGCCACCUUAUCUCUCCUCUCUCCUCCUUCUCUCCACCACCCCACCACCACCGCCGCCGCCGCCGCCGCCACCCGCCUUAUCCUCCGCACCCCCUCCCUUAACCUGCGCACCACCACCUACCGCAGACCCCUCUCUAUCAAAUCCCUCUCUUCCCCAUCCCCCUCCCCUGUCCUCUCCCAAGAUGACCUCAAGAAGCUCGCCGCCGAUAAGGCAGUCGAGUACGUCCGCAGCGGCAUGGUCCUCGGCCUCGGUACCGGCUCCACCGCCGCCUUUGUCGUCGCCAAGCUCGGCCAACUCCUCAGCUCCGGCCAAUUGACCGACAUUGUUGGCGUACCCACCUCAAAACGCACCCAAGAACAGGCCGCCUCUCUGGGUAUCCCCCUCUCCGUCCUCGACGACCACCCAAAGCUCGAUCUCGCCAUUGACGGCGCUGACGAGGUCGACCCAGAUCUCAAUUUGGUCAAGGGCCGUGGCGGAGCUCUCCUCCGCGAGAAAAUGGUGGAAGCUGCCUCCGAUAAGUUCGUCGUGGUGGUGGAUGACUCGAAAUUGGUCACCGGACUUGGUGGAAGUGGGCUCGCUAUGCCUGUAGAAGUGGUUCAGUUCUGUUGGAAAUACAAUCAGAUAAGAUUAGCUGAAUUGUUCAAAGAGGAAGGGUGUGAGGCCAAGUUGAGAAUGGAUGGUGACAAGCCUUAUGUGACUGACAAUUCGAAUUACAUAGUGGACUUGUAUUUCAAGACUCCGAUCAAGGACUCCGGCGCCGCAGGGAAGGAGAUUUCGGCAUUGGAAGGGGUGGUAGAACAUGGGUUGUUCCUCGAUAUGGCGACCGCGGUCAUCAUUGCCGGGAAGAGUGGAGUGAGUGUGAAAGCCAAGUGAUGAUGGUUCUGAGUGGUGGGGAUGAUGGUGAGAGUCUCAUGGUUCUUCUGUUACUUGUUAAAUUUUUAAAUGCAGUAUACUUGUUGUUCAUUAUUCUUGAUAAUUUUGGGCUCACUUGUUGUAACUCUUAGAUGGUCAUGUGGAUAUUUACUGAAUUUUUGUAUCAUGGGUAUUAUUGAGGAAUAAUUUACAUUUCUAUGCUCUAA
Molecule: messenger RNA, 1210 nt
Organism: Cornus florida
Lineage: Eukaryota; Viridiplantae; Streptophyta; Magnoliopsida; Cornales; Cornaceae
Product: probable ribose-5-phosphate isomerase 3, chloroplastic
Exons: 1
Coding region: 129-1004 (291 amino acids)
Biological process (GO): pentose-phosphate shunt, non-oxidative branch
Molecular function (GO): ribose-5-phosphate isomerase activity
Source: RefSeq, a predicted model, not a curated record